Paramecium pentaurelia is the source of this 2098-nucleotide messenger RNA. The record is from the annotation of a GenBank genome assembly. NCBI's taxonomy places the organism in Eukaryota, Ciliophora, Oligohymenophorea, Peniculida, Parameciidae.
AUGGAUGAUCAAUUGUAGAAACUGAUAGAAGGAGAUGAAAUGAGAAAAUUUAGUGACUAUUUUUAAUAUAAGGCAACAAUUGGCCAAGGUGCAUUUGGUAUUGUAGUUAGUGCAGUUAACUUGACAACAUAAUAGGAAGUGGCAAUAAAAGUAUGUUCUGUCAAUUUAUACUGAUAGAUAAUAAAGAAGAAAUUAGUGAAUCGAUAUGAUUAAUUGAAAUAAGAAUCAACUAUUUUGGCUAGUUUAAGACAUGAGAAUAUAGUAAAGUUUAUAGAUGUUAAGGAAACUGAUACUAGAAUUUUAAUUAUAAUGGAACUUAUAUAAGGAGGUACACAAACUUAUACAAGUAUAGGUUCUUUAGAAGAUUUAAUGUAGAAAUUGCAUAAGAGUAACAAAUGGUUUACAGAAGAUCAAUGCAAAACAAUUAUUAGGAAUAUCUUAUAAGCUUUGGCAUAUAUGCAUAAUAAUAAUGUUGUACAUAGAGAUCUAAAGCCAGAGAAUAUUUUAGUCAAUGAUGAUUUAAGUUGUGUUAAAUUAAGUGAUUUUGGAUUGAGUUAGGUUUAGAAUUAAUUAAUGACUAAAUAAUGUGGAACCCUAAUCUUCAUGGCACCAGAACUUUUAAUGAAUAAAAUUUAUAGCAAGGUAUUGAUUUAUUCUAUCUUAAGAAUGUAGAUAUUUGGAGUGUUGGUGUAAUCAUGUUUAUGUUACUUAAUUAUGGAUAGCAUCCAUAUUAUAAACAAGGAGAUUCUCUUGAAUAGAUUUUACAAAAAACCAAAGGAAUGCAUGAGCAAGGCAGUCUUACUUAGUAACAAUCUAAAAUGAUAUAAGAAUUUUAGAUUGUAAUACAGUCUAUUUAAAAAAUUAACUGAGUUGGACCAAACCAAAAGAUACAGAGCUGAUUAAGGAUUACUUCAUCCAUGGUUAAAUGAUCAACACGAUGUUGAAGUACCCUAAACCAUGGAAGAGAUCUUUCAUACUUGGAUUUAAUAAUAGAAACUUUUGAAUCUAAUUAAAUCAGUAAUGUGUUUAUCAAAAAUGGGUUAUAUGAAGAAAUUAGAAAAUAGAGAAAUAUGUAAUAGAUUUUCAGAGUAAAAGUCUAAAUUAAAGGAAGAUAAGAAUAAAAAGGAAGGGAAAUUGACUAUUAAUAAGGAAUUUUAUGAUGAAUUGUUUGAAGAGUAUUAGAAAACUUUAACUGAAUAAUAAAGGAAAUUGGUUUUAUAAAGUAAAUACAAAUGAAAUAUUGAUAGCACAAAAGGUUGAAAGUGAAAAAUAAAUUAAAUAAUAGGUGUAGAGUCAAGCUUUAUCAACUGUUUAAGCUAAAUUAUAAUUCAUUAUUCGAACCAGGAAAUCUUCUAGUAGUAAAAUGAAUGUAGAAGAACCAAUCAAUGAUCCUGAUAAUGAUGAAGUCAAAUUAGAGUAAAAUGAAUCUUAACCUGAUAUGCUUUUACCAGAUAAUGACUUAUAAAAUGAUACUAGUGCAUUCGAAAAAUCAUAUCAUGAUAUGUCUAUGUAAAUCAAUCCAAUAACAAAAUCUCCAAAAAAGAAAAGAAAAUCUCCUAUUAAAACUUAAACUAAAUUAUACAUCUAAAAAAAUGAAAGCAUUAAUAAUUCUCAAUAAGGAAUAAAAGAAAAACCAAGUAAUUCUUAUGCUCCUAGUCCUAUCAAACUUAUUAAUAAUAAUACCAAUAGUAAUAAUGUAACAAAAAAUUAAAUUAAACUAAAACCUUUAUAAACUCAAGUUGAACCACCAAAAGAAAUAAUAACUAAUACUACAAUACUUAAUCCUAAUCCAAUCAAUUAUGAACCUAAUUUUCGAUCUGCUAUUAGACCUAUUAGAUAAACACAUGUUCCAAGAUUAUCUAGACUUAGUGUAGAUAGAGAUCAAGUCUAACCAGCAGUUUUAGAUCUCUCUAGUAUGGCUAUGGGUGGUUUUAGUCCUGUUCAUAGUAAUUAAUUUUUAUUUCCUUCUAAAAUUCCAAAUUAUUGUCCUUAAAAAAGAGUAUAUUAAAAUGAGUUUCAUCCUUCAAAAGUACUAUAAUCUUUGGCAUCAAAAAAACCAAAUGAUCAUUAUAAUUUUAUUAAUGGUGGGCCUAAAUGA